Messenger RNA from Acanthosepion pharaonis, 1290 nucleotides. NCBI's taxonomy places the organism in Eukaryota, Metazoa, Mollusca, Cephalopoda, Sepiida, Sepiidae. The record is from the annotation of a GenBank genome assembly.
AUGCUGCAGUCGCUACCUAUACUCUCAUACUUCUCACUUCCUAAUCUUGCAUUCAUAUCACACAUCUCUCGUUCAGUGACUAGUGUUCUAUACGGAUUCGGCAAUGUGCUGGCGGUGAACUCGAAGGUGACUGUAGAGUCCAAUCUAGAAAUAGCGAAGACGUCCGCAAAGGGAACAGGGAAAACUGGGUUUCUUUGUUCCUUUUUUCUUUCUUUCUUUCUUUCUUUGUUUCUUUUUCUUUCUUUUAAAUUUCUUUGUUUUUUUAUUUUCUUUCUUUCUUUCUUUGUUUCUUUUUUUUUUUCUUUUCUUUCUUUGCCCUUUUUUCUUUUUUCUUUCUUCUUUGUUAACUUUCUUUCUUUCUUUCUUUGUUCCUUUUUUCUUUCUUUCUUUCUUUCUUUGUUCCUUUUUUCUUUCUUUCUUUCUAAAAGAAAAUUUUUCUUUCUUUCUUUCUUUCUUUGUUUCAAAAUAAAACUUUCGUCUUUUUUCUUUAUUUCUUUCUUUCUUUGUUCCUUUUUUCUUUAUUUCUUUCUUUCUUUGUUCCUUUUUUCUUUAUUUCUUUCUUUCUUUGUUCCUUUUUUCUUUAUUUCUUUCUUUCUUUGUUCCUUUUUUCUUUAUUUCUUUCUUUCUUUGUUUAAAAAAAUCCUUUCUUUCUUUCUUUCUUUCCUUUUUCUUUCUUUCUUUCUUUGUUCCUUUUUUCUUUCUUUCUUUCUUUGUUCCUUUUUUCUUUCUUUCUUUCUUUGUUCCUUUUUUCUUUCUUUCUUUCUUUGUUCCUUUUUUCUUUCUUUCUUUCUUUCUUUGUUCCUUUUUUCUUUCUUUCUUUCUUUGUUCUUUUUUUCUUUCUUUCUUUCUUUGUUCCUUUUUUCUUUCUUUCUUUCUUUCUUUGUUCCUUUUUUCUUUCUUUCUUUCUUUCUUUGUUCCUUUUUUCUUUCUUUGUUCCUUUUUUUUUAUUUCUUUUCUUUCUUUCCUUUUUUUUUUUUCUUUCUUUUCUUUUUUCUUUUUUCUUUUUCCUUUUUCUUUUUUUUUUUUUUUUUCUUUCUUUUUCCUUUUUUCUUUAUUUCUUUCUUUCUUUUUGUUCCUUUUUUCUUUAUUUCUUUCUUUCUUUUUGUUCCUUUUUUCUUUAUUUCUUUCUUUCUUUUUGUUCCUUUUUUCUUUAUUUCUUUCUUUCUUUUUGUUCCUUUUUUCUUUAUUUCUUUCUUUCUUUUUGUUCCUUUUUUCUUUCUUCUUUGUUCCUUUCUUUCUUUGUUUCUUUGUUCCUUUCUUUCUUUCUUUCUUUGUUCCUUUCUUUGCUAA